This is a messenger RNA of Alligator sinensis (Chinese alligator), 2415 nucleotides long. It is a transcript of the gene DDRGK1, whose product is annotated as DDRGK domain containing 1. The coding region runs from base 75 to 803 and encodes 242 amino acids. The record is from RefSeq and is a predicted model, not a curated record. The transcript is spliced from 8 exons. NCBI's taxonomy places the organism in Eukaryota, Metazoa, Chordata, Crocodylia, Alligatoridae.
AGGAGGAACACCAGCGAGAUGUGGCAGCAGCAGUGGCCAGGCCUCGGCCCCAUGCCGAGGAGCGGGGCGAAGGCAUGCCCAGGCGCCGGAGGAACAUGGGGACCAGGAUGCUGGCUGAGAGGAGAGCGCAGCAGGUAGACAACUGGGCAGACGAGGAGGAGGAUGGAGAUGAGGCUCCGGAGGUUCAGGUCUCUGGGAAAAUUGGAGCAAAGAAACAGAGGAAGUUAGAGGAGAAACAAGCCCGAAAAGCGCAGCGAGAGGCUGAAGAAGCAGAGCGUGAGGAACGGAAAAAACUCGAGUCAAAGAGAGAGGAGGAAAGACGGAAAGAAGAGGAGAAAUUGCGUCUUGAGGAAGAGAGACAGGAAGAGGAAAAGAAGAAAGCCAAAGAGGAGGAGGAACAGAAGGAGUAUGAAGAGUACCUGAAGCUGAAGGAGAGUUUUAUUGUGGAAGAGGAAGGUGUUGAAGAAGCAAUGACCGAAGAAGAGUCUCAUAGCUUGCUAAUGGAAUUUCUCAGCUACAUCAAGAGUACAAAGGUGGUUCAGCUGGAGGACCUGGCUUCCCAUCUGGGUUUGAGGACACAGGAUGCAAUUAAUAGAAUACAAGACCUGAUGGCAGAUGGUACUCUGACAGGUGUUAUCGAUGACCGAGGAAAGUUCAUCUACAUCACCCCGGAGGAGAUGGCCGCUGUGGCUCAAUACAUCAGACAGAGAGGACGAGUCUCCAUUGCCGAACUGGCCCAAGCAAGCAAUUCCUUGAUCAACCUGCAGCCUGACAGCAAAGCAGUAACUCAGACUGUGGCAUGAGGAUACAUUCCACGGUGUGGGAGGACACAGCAAUGUUGGCCUUUAAAAAAAAAAUCCUGUCUGUUUUUAAUGAUGAGAGAGGGGAUAUGAUGGUCACAUCCCAACAUGAAUUGGGGGACUUCAUCAGGAGUUCUGCUUCCAAAUGGAUUAGAGUAGGUAAUUGGAAUAAAAUGGGGUUUCAUUAUUUUGUUUUGCAAAGGAUGCUGGAGAAGAACUUGGCAAAACUGCACUUUCUCUCUCUCGCUUUUGCUCUGGCUCAGGGAUUUCAGUUAUAGUGCCUGAUUACUUUGUCACGUCAGUGCAUAGCCCUCACGCCCAGGCACACCCAUAAGCACAUCUAAGCAGUCCGGAUCCCUCUCAAGACUCAGAAACCUGCAUUGUUUGUGGGCAGAAAGAUUGUUCUGGGUAAGUACACACCAUCCCAGACACCCAUUGGCUCCCAGAUUCCUGUGUCCACUUCACAUCCACGUAACAAAAUUACAGGGGGUUUAUCCAGCUAGUUGUGCAGCCUAAAUUCUAGUUUUAAAGUAGUCUAGCAUGCCUGGAUUCAGGUGAGGAAAACAGAUCUAUCAUGAUACCUGCAGCUUUUGCUGUAUCUUCCAGAAUUGACCAGGAAGAUAAAAAAGAAGAGAUUAGACCUUUCUCUCUCUAUAGCACUUCCCAGGUUCAGAGAACUUCAAACAUUGAAUCUUUGCAGCCUGUGGCACAUAAAAGACCUCCAUCGGAGGCAUAGAAUGCCAAAAGCACGCUGGCCAACUCAAAAGCCCUCUUUGUUGUGUCUGUAGCCAGAAAGACAGGAACAUCCACACACGCAGAGAUGAGCUCCCCAUCUUAUUUUACAGGUCGGUCCUAAUUACUGCCGGCCUUGUGUGUUUCUCUUGUUACAUCCUGAUGUUCCACCCAUCUGAAGGCCUGUGCCAAGUCGGAGACACUGCUGGUUUCAAACACCUGUGUAUCGGCAGGUUUGGGUAUUCAAAUACUAGUAACACAGAGAACUGCCUUGAAGGACUUUCAGUGAUGCAAUUAAUGCCACGAGCAGCAUAUUACUAAGAUGCUAUUGUAUCACUUGCUUUAAAUAAGUUAAUUACUUUAGAGGAAAAAAUGAGUUUCAGUAUGGAAGACAUGUUUAACGUUUUUUUAAAAAGUAACCAUAUAAGUGCUUUGUUAAUUUUUCCUUCUUUCUGCAUUAAACACGUUGCGCUUGAGGGUAUGACACAGUAAUCGGGUACAGGGUUUUCGCUGUACCAGACUUCUAUUUGCACACACUAUGCUGAGGUAGAACUAAGCUGGAUAGACAUCUUGCUGUAAAUGAGAUAAGAUACUUGUGCAACAACCAAAUCAAGUGUGGUUCUCUCAACAGCUGGUACUGCUGGACAUGGCAGCUCUGGGCAGCAACACUGAGCAGUAGUGCUGCCAUGCAUAUUUGAUGCAAAAGCUGGUCUGUUUUACCAUCUCAGAGAGAGUCGGUAAUCAUCAAAGAAGAUGGUUGAUCUUAAAGCUUUUUAAGGUGUCUGAAUGAUUUCAAAUUGGUUCAGAGGUGCAUUGCUAUUUUGUUCUGUCCUAUCAUUGAAUAGGCUCUUCUUGUAGUGAAAUAAAGCCACUUGAGAAAAUU